Messenger RNA from Anoplophora glabripennis (Asian longhorned beetle), 2220 nucleotides. It is a transcript of the gene Gnptab, whose product is annotated as N-acetylglucosamine-1-phosphotransferase subunits alpha/beta. Gene Ontology annotation, cellular component: Golgi apparatus. The transcript is spliced from 8 exons. The record is from RefSeq and is a predicted model, not a curated record. Gene Ontology annotation, molecular function: UDP-N-acetylglucosamine-lysosomal-enzyme N-acetylglucosaminephosphotransferase activity. Gene Ontology annotation, biological process: N-glycan processing to lysosome; carbohydrate phosphorylation. NCBI's taxonomy places the organism in Eukaryota, Metazoa, Arthropoda, Insecta, Coleoptera, Cerambycidae. The coding region runs from base 167 to 2218 and encodes 683 amino acids.
CAAAAAAUAAGGUAGAAGAGGUUAUAAAAAGUACUGGGAAUAUGUCCAUAAAUCAGUAUAAAAUUAUUAAAAAUGUUACUGCGGAUGAUGACAGGCUUUGCAAAUUAUAUAUCCACUUUAUUUAAAAAUGUAAAAUUCGAGGCUAUUUCCAAAUUGUGUACUUAAAAUGGUUGUGAUAUUUCGACUUAAGAGAAGAUUUUUUUUCUACAAUUCUCUUGUUGCAUUGAGUAUUGUUGUGAUAUUGUUAUUUGUAUAUUCCGGAUUUUUUGAGAUUUCAUUCUAUAUAAUAAACAAGUCUAACUUUCACUGCCCUUCAGAAGAACCAAUAGAUAUCGUCUAUACUUGGGUAAAUGGUUCUGACCCUGAGUUUAUAAAAAAUUUGAACAAGUUCGUAAAUGGGAAAAAUGAAAGCUUUGAUAUAUCGAAACAGCGGUUUGACGAUAAAUACGAAUUGAAAUUUUCUUUAAGGUCUUUAGAAAAAUACGCGCCCUGGGUGAACCAUGUUUAUAUAGUAACUAACGGUCAAAUACCAUACUGGUUGAAUCUGGAUUAUGAGAAAGUAACCGUAAUUACGCACGAUGAAAUAUUUAGGAAAAAAAUCGGUUUACCUACGUUUUCUAGUCCUGCUAUUGAAAGUAACUUGCACAGAAUUCCAGGUUUGUCCAAGAAAUUCAUUUAUUUCAACGAUGAUAUAUUUUUGGGCCAGCCCACUUAUGCCGAGGACUUUUUCUCGCCGAAUAAAGGUUUCCUCAUAUAUUUGGCAUGGCCCGUACCCCAGUGUUCACCGAAUUGUCCAUGGAUGUACGUAGCUGAUGGCCAAUGUGACAAAGACUGUUUUCGACCCGAAUGCCAAAUGGACGGAGGUGAUUGUGAAAAUUCAGAGGAUAAGACAACGUUGGAAGUAACGACCGAGGAACUUGAUAACAUCAUCGAAGAUUACGACGCAAAGGACCGAGUUCUGGCGGACACCGUACAAAGAGUUAGGGCGAAUUUCUACAGGUCUUUUAUGAAGAAGUUAAUGCCUUUCAGGGUUACAGCUAAGAACUUAAAGCAAGCCGCUUCGGAAAUUACAUCACCUAACAGUAAGAGAAGUAACUAUUUAUUGAACGUUUUUAGUCUGAACGAUAUGAGGAACCUGUCGAAUUUUGUGAAUCAACACAACAAGUUGACAAUAAAGAACGAUAAGAUGAGGAGGAAGAGACGGAGGCGCAGAAGUUUUUAUAAAAUAGGCAAUGGGACUCUUCUAGAAAAACUGCUGCCAAAGAUCAACAUCGACGCUUAUAGCGCUUCUUUGCAGCACACAAACAGGCUGCUCAAUAGAAAAUAUGGGUUUAAAAGCCGCCGGGUUCCUUCUCACGCUCCUAUCCUAAUCGACAGGGACAUAAUGGAAGAAUUACGUUCAACUUUCGAGAGGGAGUUUGCCGUUACAGAAAGAAACAGAGUACGAAGAGGAGAUGACAUUCAGUUCUCCUUCAGUUAUUACUACUUCCUCAUAUCCGAAACCGUAAAACGGGGUAUCGAGGAUAUUUUCGAUGAAUUUGACACGGAUUGCUCAAGUACUUGGUCAGACCGUGAGAUCAGAACGUUGCUAACACAACUGUACGAGUUGCCCUUGAGCUAUGCCACCGUGGAUCAUUUUGAAUCAUCGUUACUCAACUGUACAGAAAACGGUAACUUUCCAGAAGGCGUAACGCCGCCUUACGAACGAUACGUCGACUCUAAACUGCCUACGAUAGCAAAAAAUCUAGUCAUACAUUGCCCUUCACUUGUCAGUAUUCUAAAGCAACGGUUUGGUACGACACCGAAAUAUGCUUACGAAAUCGUUCCCAAUGCCGAGAGUAAGUACGUCACAUUCAAAAUGCUCAAUUCCAACAUCAGCGAUGUCAUUGGUAAUCUGGACGACAUACGAAACGACAGGAGGAAGUUCAUUUGUUUGAACGAUAAUCUAGACGAGGCCAAAGCUAGCGAAAACGAGUUAGUCAGAGCUAUACUGUACGAUUUCUACGUGUCUUUCUUUCCACAUCCCAGCAAGUUCGAAUUGCCCGAGGAAUAUCGAAAUAAAUUCGGUUACAUACAGGAGCUAAAUCAGUGGAAAGGAUACCACUUCAAGAUAAAAUUGUUUGUGUAUUGUUUGGUGUUGUCCUUGUUGUGUUUUACAUUUUAUAGUAUAUGUAAGAAGAAGUGUUGCCAAAUCGUCAAUAAACUAUUUUUUUGUUGAAA